AAGCUAAUCCUUGUCCCAAGUGCCGUCAUAGUGAUUACUUCACGUUGCUCGAUAAAGAAAUGGAGAGACUCAUUUUUGAUUUAACAGUUUACUGUCCUUAUACUGCUAGUGGGUGUGGCUGGACUGGAGAGUUGAGAGACCUUGAUAAGCACAUCAGUCCGUCAAAACAGGGAGGGUGUCUUUACGUUGAGGUUGAGUGCUGUCAUGGGUGCGGUCAGAAGAUGAUGAGGAGUAGUUUGAAUGAUCAUGAGAGGGAGACCUGCUCUAAGCUCCCGGUUGAAGUUCAGAUGAAAGUACUUCAGGAAAGAGUCGAAAAAAUGUGUACAAGACUUACUGAGGAACACCAGAAAGAGAUAGCCUGCCUGAAAGCAAAAAUAUCAGAGCAAGAAGAGGAAAUAAAGAAUUUGAAAGUCACAGUUGGCAACAGUAGUGCAAAGAGUGAAGCCCACUCAAUGACAUAUGCACACUUGAAGAGAAGUGCCCUAGAGAUAAUGCCUAAGUUAAGAGGUGGUGCUAUACCUGGCGUACACUAUCAUGCAUCCACAGGCAGGGUGGAGAUAUAUGGUAGCAAUGAGGCAGAAGUCACGGCACGUGGGUACAGGUUCCAGCUGGAAUACCAACAUGUUAUAUUGUCGUCUCGCUCCAAAUACAUCCCACUGCCAUCAUAUACUGACCAGGAUGAGCUCUUGUUUCUAGUGACGGAGCUAAAUCAAAAGUAUGACUCCACUUAUUUAUUUACUACCGUCAAUGAAGGACAGAAUGCAAUGAAGAUAAUAUCGGUCAUUCAGUCUCAGUUUGAUGAAGUGGUCCGACUAGUGGAAGGGAAAUUAAAGGACCUACAAUUGUGUAAAAUUGUAUUGGCAUCCGGUCGUAAGGUCAUGCUCAAACGAGGAGACAUCACGAAAGAAGAUGUCAACAUCAUUGUGACAACGUCUAAUAGAACUCUACAGGGAAGCAGCGGAGUGUCAUGGGCUUUGAAUAAAGCAACAAAUGGAGAGUUACAGAAGAUUUCUGACAAAUACGUUGCCGAUUAUGGUAAGAUUAAUGUCGGUGAUGUGGCUGUUACUAACAGUGGUGGGGGAACGCUGAAAUGUAAGUAUGUCUUCCACUUUGCCAAUCCAAAGUCUUCUCAUGGUUAUACUGAUGAUAAAACCAUAGCUGACCUAUUGCAUACUGGUAUUACUCAGGCACUAAGAGAAGGGAUCAAACUACGAGCUUCUUCCAUUGCUAUCCCAGCUGUUAGCAGUGGAGCUUUUGUUUCAAAGAAUAGUCUAAUCUCCUCCACAAUAAUCAAAGCUAUUACUGGGUUUGAUUUCGGAGACUCGAAAGCUUUGAAGGAUAUCAGAAUCAUCAUACGUAACCAGUCAAUCUUCGGUAUCUUUGCAGAACAUUUUCAAAAAGACACAUCCAGUACGAUGACUGAACAAUGAACAUUUUUAUUUGGUUGGACAUACAUUGGCUCAUUAUUUUGGCAUUUGAAAGUUUGUGUUGUAUAAACAUUAAUUUGGGUGAGACUAUAAUUUGUAUUACAUGCUACAUAAAUAAUAAAAUUCAUUUUUUAAUAAUUAUAUCAAGUUAAUGACUAUAGUCACUACUCUCACUA
Molecule: messenger RNA, 1603 nt
Organism: Amphimedon queenslandica
Lineage: Eukaryota; Metazoa; Porifera; Demospongiae; Haplosclerida; Niphatidae
Exons: 1
Coding region: 60-1430 (456 amino acids)
Biological process (GO): negative regulation of gene expression
Cellular component (GO): cytoplasm; nucleus
Molecular function (GO): zinc ion binding; transcription corepressor activity
Source: RefSeq, a predicted model, not a curated record